GACCCUGAUAUUCGUAACGGUAUUGUGACAUGUGCGGCGCUUUCCUUUGAUGGCCACCAUGUAGCUCUUGGUUUUGGUAGUGGUGUCAUCGAACUCGCUGAUAUCGACCAUCAGCACACAAUUUCCCGAUUCCAGCUCGACCCACCCAACCAUCCAGUCUGGAUCGAAUUUGUCCAUGGCAGCCACCGGGUUGCUGCAGAGGACAAUGAGGGGAACGUCACCAUCCUUAGCCACGAUAUGACCGCCGUGAAUCUUGGUACUCUCCCCAACAACCUUCUUCCUGCCGUAACUCGAGUAUCAGAUAAUGGAUUAUUUAUCAUACGGGUUCCGCGGAACGCUGAUAGCUCUUGGUACGACAGCCUGACUCUCAUAUCCAUUUUGGGUGACCCGCACCUGCAACACCUCGCACCCCCUUCUUCCAAUAAUUUCACUCCAACUCCCAACCCUCCUAUCUUAGCCUCCGAGCCUUCUACUUCAUCCUCUGCAUCCAUCAAAAAUGACCCAGUGCUCACCAUUCCGCACCGUCGCACACUUGGGUUUUCUCCAGGAGCACGUUAUAUCGGCGCGUUUGAUGGCCUCGGCGCUUUCACCUGGUCGACAGGUGAAGCAGCAAGUAUACAUCAUUGCGAAGCACAUGCAGGGUAUAACUUGGACGAGUCCUGGAUCAAGUGCCCAUUCUAUGUUCUCUUGCAAAAGGAGGACGAGUGGGGGAGUGGCAGAGGAUGUGGCAGAAGUUUGAAAUCCAUUCGUCCACUGCCGGAAGAACCCCGCUGUUCGGAACUGAUGGAGGACACACGGAGCUACCAAUGCUCUUCAACGGCAAAUUGGAAUUCAUUAUUCCCAAGGAAUAUCGACCAGUUGUUUCUUCUGGUGCUCAAGGUUUAGGUGCUUGGUAUGGCGAUCAAGUGCCAUCUGAUCCUACCCUUCUGUACAGCCCUCGGUCCAGCAAAGAUGGGACUCGGAUCCUCCUCCAAGGCUGGCAGACAGCUCCAAUCGUUGUUGAUCUUAGCCAAGUCAUUUAAGGGGAAUCGUAAAGUU
Cantharellus anzutake is the source of this 1038-nucleotide messenger RNA. RefSeq lists its product as uncharacterized. NCBI's taxonomy places the organism in Eukaryota, Fungi, Basidiomycota, Agaricomycetes, Cantharellales, Hydnaceae. The record is from RefSeq and is a predicted model, not a curated record. The coding region runs from base 238 to 885 and encodes 215 amino acids. The transcript has 3 exons.